Cylas formicarius (sweet potato weevil) is the source of this 612-nucleotide messenger RNA. RefSeq names its product fork head domain transcription factor slp2-like. The transcript has a single exon. The record is from RefSeq and is a predicted model, not a curated record. Bases 1 to 612 code for a protein of 203 amino acids. NCBI's taxonomy places the organism in Eukaryota, Metazoa, Arthropoda, Insecta, Coleoptera, Brentidae. Gene Ontology annotation, biological process: regulation of transcription by RNA polymerase II. Gene Ontology annotation, molecular function: sequence-specific double-stranded DNA binding; DNA-binding transcription factor activity. Gene Ontology annotation, cellular component: nucleus.
AUGUCUGCCAAAAGUUCGUUUUCUAUCGAUUCAAUUUUGGAAAAUGCUUGCGGCAGCUCGACCAGCAUCGGUGACGGUCAAAAAAACGACAAACCGCCGUAUAGUUACAACGCCCUUAUCGUGAUGGCGAUCAGAAACAGUGCUGAGAAGAAGGUUACUCUAAACGGAAUCUACGAGUACAUCAUUAAAAAUUUCCCGUACUACCGCGAAAACAAACAGGGAUGGCAAAACUCGAUCAGGCACAACCUGAGUUUGAGUAAAUAUUUCGUCAAAGUACCACGCCCGUUUGACGACCCGGGCAAAGGCAGUUAUUGGAUGCUAGACGCCUCUGCCGAUGACGUAUUUAUAGGUGGAACUACCGGAAAACUCCGCAGGAGAAUAAACGAAUUACCUCGAAUGCCUCCGAUGAACAUGUCUCAGAUACCCGUGCAGUUUCCAAGAUGUUACGCAGGCUCUAUGUAUCCAGGGUAUGUUCAGCGUCAUAUGAUGAGCGUACCUCAUCAGAAUUACGCCCAUUGCAUACCGCCAUAUUAUCCACGUAUCGUUAACUAUAGUGUUCAUCAGCAGAUGCAUCACCAAAAAGUCAUGAGCAAUUAUUAUCCGAACAUGUAA